Molecule: messenger RNA, 207 nt
Organism: Fibroporia radiculosa
Lineage: Eukaryota; Fungi; Basidiomycota; Agaricomycetes; Polyporales; Fibroporiaceae
Exons: 2
Coding region: 1-207 (68 amino acids)
Source: RefSeq, a predicted model, not a curated record
AUGUCUCUCGCACGAGGCAACGGUCGUCCAGAGCCUGAGGUCAUUGUUAACUUUGCGGAUGGCUAUGCCUAUUCUAAAGGCAAAAUGGAGGAAGCCUUUCGAAGCGGGUUUCUAGACAAACCUACCAUUAAAGCAGCGAAGGAUUCUGGUGCCAACAAUGUGAAAAGGGAAGAUGUGGACAUCCUUGUGAGUAGGAAGACAUGGUAA